Saprolegnia diclina VS20 is the source of this 877-nucleotide messenger RNA. RefSeq lists its product as hypothetical. The record is from RefSeq and is a predicted model, not a curated record. NCBI's taxonomy places the organism in Eukaryota, Oomycota, Saprolegniomycetes, Saprolegniales, Saprolegniaceae. The coding region runs from base 1 to 585 and encodes 194 amino acids. The transcript has a single exon.
AUGAAGAACAGCCAGACGGGCCAAAACUACCGCGACCGCGUCGAGUUUUGCAAGGACUCCAAGGUCGAGUACGACUUCACCAACAACUACAGCGACCUGACCUUCUGGGACAAGCCGCUCGACGUCGACGCCAACACGAACCGCACGGCGCAGAUGCUCAAGUUUUACAACGACCUCAUCAAGGAUGGCAUGGGCGACUACGGCCACAUGAAGCCACUCCCGUCCGCCGAGGACCUCGCUAAGCUCAACCCGCCGUGCUGGAAGAACAGCCCGAUGUGUGCCAAGGCCGCCAACGGCUGCCGCCGCAAGCUGACCGCGCAGGUCUGCGAGGUCUGCUCGUCGCCUGCCGCUGACUGCAAGAAGCCGGGCCCGACCGACGCCGCUGCGCCGACGCUCAACAAGCAGUUCCAGCCGGCGCUCCCGACCAACGCCGCCGGUGUCACCACCGUCCCCCGCAGUGUCUCCAACAACGAAACGCUGGCGCCGGGUGCCGGCGGUGCCAGUGAAAAGACACCGAGCGCGGCCUCGCCCGUGUCUCUCGUCGCCGCUUCGACCGUCGCCGUCGCAGCCUUUUUGCUGGUGUAACUCGAAACGUCGAGGAUGCUUUUUUGCUAUCGUCGAGCGUCCCGUUCAGUAGUAUCAAGGGUCAAUAAUCAGAUGGUGUCUCACGCCCGUCCAAGCCUGCGGGGGAUGAUCCAGCUAAAGCCUCCGUAUCCGGAUGGUAAUUUUAUGUUGUUUUUCAUUAAAAUAGGCUCCGAGGCUGGCGACUCCCGCAUGGGUCCCUGUGCAUGUAGCGCCCAAAGCACAGCAUGUUGCGGCGCAUGAAGAUAACCCGCGCGUGCGCUAAUUGUUUUAUUAUCAAAUUGACCUUUUAAAC